Plutella xylostella (diamondback moth) is the source of this 1257-nucleotide messenger RNA. Its product is annotated as GTPase Era, mitochondrial. The record is from RefSeq and is a predicted model, not a curated record. Gene Ontology annotation, cellular component: mitochondrial matrix. Gene Ontology annotation, biological process: ribosomal small subunit assembly. Gene Ontology annotation, molecular function: GTP binding; rRNA binding; ribosomal small subunit binding. NCBI's taxonomy places the organism in Eukaryota, Metazoa, Arthropoda, Insecta, Lepidoptera, Plutellidae.
UUUGACACUGACAUUGAUUUGUUUUCUUUUAAAUUUGAGGUUAUUGUCGGAAUUUAUUUCAUUAUUUUGUUGAAGAUUUCUUUGAAUUUGAAACCCAUAAUGAGUUAAUGAGUAUGAUUUAAAAUUAAAUGUAACACGAACAAUAAAAAAUGGCAGUAUCCUUGGUUUCCUUACGUUUUACUUGUUUUAAGUCCGCAAUAGUACGGGCAGUGUUUUAUUCAUCUGAACCCAAACAGGUUUCUAAAGCUAUAAGAGGAAAAGUUGUGAAUGUGGCUAUAAUCGGAUCUCCUAAUUCAGGAAAGAGUACUUUAAUAAAUAACAUUGUUGACAGGAAAAUAUGUGCAGCUUCAAAUAAAGUCCACACUACAACAAAAAUGGUCAGAGCCAUGUGUUUUCAAAAUGACACACAAAUAAUAUUUUUGGACACUCCAGGAGUUGUAUCAGAAAAGGAGCAAAAAAAAUACAAUUUGCCAAUUUCCAUGAUAGCCUCCUGCCACAAGAGUCUUAAGUGUGCCGAUGUCAUUGGAGUGGUCCACGAUGUGUCCAACCGAUGGACCAAAGAUGCCCUUCAUAAAGAUGUCCUCUCCAUACUGAACCUUGUAGAAGACAUACCAGCCUUUUUGAUUUUAAACAAGGUUGAUAUAUUGAAAUCUAAGAAGCAAUUACUAUCAAUAAUAAGAAAUCUUACAAAUGGAGUGAUAGCUGGCAACCCUAUACCAGGACCAAAGAAUAAAGAAAAAGAUAGUAAGAAAAUUGAAACUGGCUAUAGCAAAUUCUCUGACGUUUUUCUUGUGUCAGCCCUGAAAGGAGAUGGUGUAGCAGAAAUAAAGGAAUACCUGAUGAACAACGCAAAGCCAGCCAGCCUUCAGUACUCACCCGAGGAUUGGACCGACCAAGCUCCAGAGAAACUCAUAGAGGAGGCGGUUCGCGCGAAAUUCCUCGACUUCCUACACCAGGAGAUUCCAUACAAUCUCAAAAUACAGUUGGAGUAUUAUGAGGAAGUGGAAGAGGAGGAUAGAAUUAUUAGUUACGUGUCAGUAGAAUGUCCUUCGGAGCGCCUGAUGCGGCUGAUCAGCGGCGCCGGCGGCGGCAGGCUACAGCAGAUCAAGUCGCAUGUAAGGCAAGAUUUGAUUGAUUUGUUUAAGAAAUCUGUUUCCAUUGAUAUUAAGCUGUCUGUUUCGCCUAAAAAGGAUUAGUUAUUUAGUUUUUGUAAGUGUAGAUAGUUUUUUCAAUACAAUGUAUUUAUUUAUAAAGUUA